This is a messenger RNA of Dryobates pubescens (Downy woodpecker), 2013 nucleotides long. RefSeq names its product transcription cofactor HES-6-like. The record is from RefSeq and is a predicted model, not a curated record. Gene Ontology annotation, molecular function: protein dimerization activity; DNA-binding transcription factor activity, RNA polymerase II-specific; RNA polymerase II cis-regulatory region sequence-specific DNA binding. Gene Ontology annotation, biological process: regulation of transcription by RNA polymerase II; regulation of neurogenesis; anterior/posterior pattern specification. Gene Ontology annotation, cellular component: nucleus. NCBI's taxonomy places the organism in Eukaryota, Metazoa, Chordata, Aves, Piciformes, Picidae.
AUGCAAAUGAGAGGCUAUAAGUAAGACGGCACGGGGCGGGAGUGGCGCGGAGCUGUUGGAGGUGAGAGGCGCUGGCUGAAUCUACCCGGUCGCGCCAUGGCGCCCUCCUUCCGGCCCAGCAAGGGCCGCUCGCCCCGGGGGGACGAGGACGGCACGGAGGCCAGGGCCGACAGGAGGACGAGGAAGCCGCUUGUGGAGAAGAAGCGCCGGGCGCGGAUCAACGAGAGUCUGCAGGAGCUGCGGCUGCUGCUGGCCGACAGCGAGUUUCAGGCGAAGCUGGAGAACGCGGAGGUGCUGGAGCUGACGGUGCGGCGGGUGCAGGCCGUGCUGGAGCGCCGCUCCCUCGGUGAGUGCCGGCAGGGCGGCGGCGGGGGAAGGCCGGCCCGAGCCGCGCCUCACCCCGCUCCCCUCUCUGUCUCCUGCGGCGCAGAGGGCGGGCGGCUGCAUCGCGAAGCCAGCGAGCGCUUCGCCGCCGGCUACAUCCAGUGCAUGCACGAGGUGCACACCUUCGUCUCCAGCUGUCCCGGCAUCGACGCCACCACGGCCGCUGAGCUGCUCAACCACCUGCUGGAGUCCAUGCCCCUCAACGAAGGCAGCUUCCCGGACUUGAUCGCGGACGUUUUGGCCGAUCCCACCCUCGGCCCCUGGCCCAGCAGCGAGGCGCUGGCCUCGGUGGCCGAGGCCUCCUCCCUCUGCCUGGCUCUCCCAGCCUCAGCACCCUCGCCUUCCCCCAGCGAAGAGACCUGCUCCGACUCGGAAGAGGCGGAGGCCGAGCCGGGCCAGACCUCCACCGAUGGACUAGACUCUUCCCAGACGCACAGCCUGCCUUCGCCUAGCUUACCCAAAUCCAUGUGGAGACCCUGGUAACGGAGCAGCGCGCGGGAGUCAACGCAGAGCUACCUACCUAGCGGGAGGACAGCCGGCCCCCGCUCCCUGGCAGCCCUGCCAGCAGCGUGGGGCACCACCGGCCUCUGUGCGGCUGGCAGCGCUGUGCUCGGGCCUGCGUCCAUGGCACUCUUAUACUGUCACACCCUGACAGGCUAAUAGCUAAGGCUUAACAUUUCAUCUGUGUGUAUGUGCGUGCGUGUGUGGUAUUUUGUAACUCCAGGGGUUGUUUUUAUGAGAGGUUGGGGAUGGGGGAAGGGAGGAGUGGGUUGGCUUCUAGUAGCAAAGCUCCUUGGUGGAUACACAGCAGUUAUUUUAUAACCCUGUCUCUUUCUUUUGGCCCUUAUAAGUGGCCUGAAUAUCACUACCUUUUUCUUCUAAGAAAAAGCCCUUGUGCAUUUUAAAUUGUAAUGGUUAACUCCAUGAGAAGCUUGAGUUGGGUCUGCAUGCACAGUUUUAAGUGUUCUAGUGAUAGCAAAGAUCCCUGAAAGGGGUUGGUGUGGUUAGCAUCUGUACGCAGUAGUCUAGAGUUGCACCUUCAGUGAAGGAAAAGAAAACUAGAAACCUGGUGGAAUUAGUCAAAGGUUUAAAAGAUAUUGGUGGCAGGGUGCCUUUUAGAAAUGAGUGGCUUUAUGCACAUUUUGCUUUUAGCACAUCUGAGUUUAUUGUGACUUUUUGUAUAUUAGGGUGUCAAAUGUUUUUUUUAUUUUUAAUCUUUAAUAAAAUAAUACCGAAUUCACCAUUGAUUGCAUGUAUUGUGGAGUGGGAUGCACUUCUAACCCAUUAGAAAUACACUUCCCUAUUGUUAACGAUUAACAAACAUGUAUAUAGUGUGGAAACAAUGCUGGUAAUUAAGCACUUAAUUCUUGUACUAAGCAUUGUUAGCUCAAGUAUUGGGAUUCAAAUGUUCCUUUUGUUUAAAACUAGAAGUUAUUGCAGUGAGCAAAGUCAUACUGGUGUAAGGUUGAUAUAUUAGGCCACAGAUUUCUGGGCUGGUUUAUCUGGAGGCCCAUCUCGAACCUACUCUACUUGAUCUGCCCUCUGAAGGUAUUUCCAUAUGGAUACAGCCCUAACUUCAGAAAUGGUAGGCAAAUCCUGUCCUGGGGCAUGACUUCAUGGGGGGUGUGG